This is a messenger RNA of Fusarium vanettenii 77-13-4, 828 nucleotides long. RefSeq lists its product as uncharacterized. The annotation marks the transcript as partial. The transcript has 6 exons. Gene Ontology annotation, molecular function: methyltransferase activity. Lineage: Eukaryota; Fungi; Ascomycota; Sordariomycetes; Hypocreales; Nectriaceae. The record is from RefSeq and is a predicted model, not a curated record.
AGUCUUACGUCCCUUCGAUCCAGCGUGCUCAGAGUCCAAGAGGAAAACGGGAGAACCUAUCAUUCUAUGAGCUCCGGCAACAUUCAACAUAAUGUCUGGCUCCUCACUCUCGAUGGUGAGCUUGGGUUGUCGCCCAAGAUACGCGGGCCGGCGAAGCGCGUUCUUGAUGCUGGCACCGGAACUGGUAUCUGGGCUGUCGAGUAUGCCGACCUCCACCCUGAAUCAGAGGUAAUCGGCGUUGACCUUAGCCCGAUUCAACCUUCACUGGUCCCUCCCAACUGCACCUUCGAGGUCGACGAUCUGGAGAAAGAAUGGACUUGGUCUCAGAAAUUCGAUCUGGUCUUGUCUCGCGUCAUGACGGGAUGCUUCGUUGAUAUGCAAGAGUUUGUCCACAAAGCAUAUGCGCACCUAGAGCCCGGUGGCUACUUGGAAAUGCAAGACCUGACAAACCCUCUCGCAUGUGAUGACGGCACCCUGCACGAAGGCCUCGAACUGUAUCGACUUGGUCAUCUGUUGGUCGAGGCGAGCAACAAAGCCGGGCGCCCCAACAACACUGCACCCAAGUACAAAGAAUACCUCGAAAAGGCAGGCUUCAUCGACGUGGUUGAGAAGAAGCUCAAGUGGCCUCUCAACCGCUGGCCAAAGGAAAAGAAGUACAAGGAAAUCGGAGUUUGGACAUGCGAGAACCUCACUAGUGGACUUGAAGGCUUGCUUCUUGCUUUGCUUACGAGGUUUCUUGACUGGAAAUCUGAAGAGGUCAUUGCGUUCUGCACUUUGGUCAGGAAGCAACUCCGAGAUACUUCGAUUCAUGCCUACAUUCCAGUGUAA